Molecule: messenger RNA, 1182 nt
Organism: Porites evermanni
Lineage: Eukaryota; Metazoa; Cnidaria; Anthozoa; Scleractinia; Poritidae
Source: the annotation of a GenBank genome assembly
AUGAACUUUUCAUCGGACAACAGGUUUGUUUUUUCUUGUCCAUACUAUCCCACUUUUUUGUGGGACCUAACUGACAAAGUUUUCCCCUGGAUAUUGGUCGCAAUCGUAUUUAUCGCAUCGCCCGCUGCAGUCAUUUUAAACAUUUUGGUUAUUGCAGCAGUGAGAUCAAGAAAGGAACUGCAAAAACAUCCAAACAUUUUGUUGUCGAGCAUGGCUGUUGCGGAUAUUUUGGUAGGUGCGAUAAAUAUGCCUUUAUCCGCCACUGUUGACUUUGUUAUUUCCCGGCAAGUUUUUGAUGAUCGUAUUUGCUUAGUAGACUUGCUUAAUGUCUACUUGAUGUACGCUUUAGCGGCGUGUAACCUAUACCAUUUGAUCCUUAUCGCUUGGGAGAGGAACCAGGCAAUACGGAAUUGUUAUGAACACAAAGUGAAAAUGACGAGAAGCCGCCUGAAGAAACUCGCCAUAACAGCUUGGUUCUUAGCCGCUUUAACACCAAUUCCAAGCAUUGCACUAAAAUCCCCGGGCAUUUACUACGAUAUAAUUUGUGAUAUCGUUGGAUUUUUCAUGUUGAUUCUAAUCGCUUAUUUUUACAUCAUGGUGUAUCGUGAAACGCGCAAACGUAAACGGAUUACCAAAGUCACCGUUCUGGUGAAAACAAAACUUGAAAACAGAGUGGCUAUGACAUGCGCAUUGACUUCAGCAGCUGUGAUUCUUUCCUUUGUUCCCACGGUAACUGUUGGCUUGUUGGGAGAUUUGUACCCAGGUUUUCGCAAGAGUUCCGUCUUCCGGUCAGCAGAGACACUAGUGCAAAUGAACUCUAUAGUGAAUCCACUAAUUUACUGCUACAGGAACCGUCGCUUUAGAAACAUCGUUCUCGAGAUUUUAUGCAUUAGAAAACCUUAUGAGAAUAAGCCAACAGUCCUUCCCAUGCAAUAUGUCACAUCAAAGGAUCUUUCUUCAAUGGGAGGUACUCAAAAACAACCAAAUGCGUACAGCCGUCGCCUUAUGUCAAGAUCAGCGUCAUGCGAAUUAGCCAACGAGACAGUAUUAAGUGGUGCAACGAAGAAAAGAUCUGUAUCAGCUCCUUCACUGAUCAUAUCACACAGCAACUCUUUUAAGAGCCCCGAGCCGCGGAACAACCCCUCGUCCAUUUUAAAAGUUGUCGCCACAGUCCACCCACAA